GGCAGAAUAUUUGAAUCACAGAUUUAAAAGAAUGGAAAAGCCUCUUCAUUCCUGUUCCACAUCACACACAGGGGGGAAGCAACAUAAGUGUAUGGACUGUGGGAAAUGUUUCCUUAGGAAAGGUUCUCUUACUAAACAUCAACGAACUCACACAGGAGAGAAGCCAUAUCAGUGCAUGGAGUGUGGAAAGAACUUCCGUCAGAUGGAACACCUGCAUUCCCACCAAAGGAUCCACACAGGAGAGAAGCCAUAUCAAUGCAUGGAGUGUGGAAAGAGCUUCAGUCUGAGUGGACAUCUGCGUUCCCACCAAAGGACCCACACCGGGGAGAAGCCACAUAAAUGCUUGGAAUGUGGAAAGAGCUUUAGUGACAGUGGAGCCCUACGUUCCCAUCAAAGGACCCACACAGGGGAGAAGCCAUAUCAGUGUGUGGAAUGUGGAAAGAGCUUUAGUCUGAGUGGAGAUCUCCAUUCUCAUCAAAGAACCCACACAGGAGAGAAGCCAUAUCAAUGCAUGGAAUGUGGAAAGAGCUUCAGUCAGAGUGGACAUCUCCAUUCCCACCAAAGGACCCAUACAGGGGAGAGGCCACAUCAGUGCAUGGAAUGUGGAAAGAGUUUCAGUCGGGGUGAGUCCCUGCGUGCCCACCAAAGGACACACACAGGGGAGAAGCCAUAUCACUGCAUGGAAUGUGGAAAGAGCUUCAAUAGGAGUGGACAUCUGCGUUCCCAUCAAAGGACACACACAGGGGAGAGGCCACAUCACUGCAUGGAAUGUGGAAAGAGCUUCAGUAGGAGUGAACAACUGCGUUCCCAUCAAAGGACACACACCGGGGAGAAGCCACAUAAAUGCAUGGAAUGUGGAAAGAACUUCAGUGACAGUGGGACCCUGCGUUCCCAUCAUAGGACCCACACAGGGGAGAAGCCGUAUCGGUGCAUGGAAUGUGGAAAGAGUUUUAAUCUGGGUAAAGAUCUCUGUUCCCAUCAAAGGACCCACACAGGGGAGAAGCCAUAUCAAUGUGUACAUUGUGGAGCGAGCUUCAGUCAGAGUGGGCAUCUCCAUUCCCAUUAUAGGACCCACACAGGGGAGAGGCCACACCAGUGCAUGGAAUGUGGAAAGAGCUUCAGGUACAGUGGGUCCCUGCGUUACCACCAAAGGACACACACAGGAGAGAAGCCAUAUCAAUGCAUGGAAUGUGGAAAGAGCUGCAGUGACAUUGGGUCCCUGUGUUCCCACCAAAGGCUACACACAGGGGAGAAGCCAUAUAUAUGCAUGGAGUGUGGGAAAAGCUUCAGUCGCAGUGGGGCCCUGCAUUCCCAUGAAAGGACCCACACAGGGGAGAAGCCAUAUCAAUGCAUGGAAUGUGGCAAGGGUUUUAGUCUGAGUAAAGAUCUCUGUUCUCAUCAGAGGACCCACACAGGGGAAAAGCCAUAUCAAUGCUUGCAGUGUGGAAAGAGCUUCGGCCAGAGUGGACAUCUCCAUUCCCAUCAAGGGACCCACACAGGGGAGAAGCCACAUCAAUGCAUGGACUGUGGAAAGAACUUCAGUCAGAGUGGGUCCCUGCGUUGCCACCAAAGGACCCACACAGAGGAGAGGCCAUAUUAA
Messenger RNA from Anolis sagrei ordinatus, 1600 nucleotides. Lineage: Eukaryota; Metazoa; Chordata; Lepidosauria; Squamata; Anolidae. The record is from RefSeq and is a predicted model, not a curated record.